This is a messenger RNA of Striga hermonthica, 1443 nucleotides long. NCBI's taxonomy places the organism in Eukaryota, Viridiplantae, Streptophyta, Magnoliopsida, Lamiales, Orobanchaceae. The record is from the annotation of a GenBank genome assembly.
AUGGUCGUCGGUAGUGGAAAACUCAGCGGCCCAACGUGUCUCUCGGCCAAGGAAGUCGCCACUGUCGGCAGCAGCGCGAAGCCCCUCCUGCGGCCACCGUCGCGCGCCCACCUCGCCUUCUAUAGCCCGACGAAAAUCACCGUCAAGGUCUCCGCUCAACCCUCCGCCUGCAGCAGUUCGCCAGAAAUUGCCUUCUUUGGAAAUCGCCACCUCGGGCUACGUGAUUGGCCCGAAAUGGGUAGUCAAAACCCUCCUCAUGCUGCUGUUGACUGCGAAAUCGUACAUCCUUUAGAGUUUUUUUGUCGUCGCGCUCGCCACCAUGUCCGAAACAACCUCCAGACCGCCGUUGCUCGCGAGCUCUGGGCUGACCUAGGUUGUUAUCAUCCCCCCGCCAAGGUCUCUCGUCUUCUCCUCCUCGCGACUGAUCGUUUCGACUUGUUUUGUGCCCUAAUUUUCCUCCUCCAUUUGGGACUGCUAAAGCUCUUAGUUGAGGCCAUGAAUACUGCUCCUGAAAAUGAUCGAAUUAGGAGAGAAUCUCCACAGCUGGCUGCUCUGUUGAAGGAAAUGAAGAGCGGUUUGGAUACAGUUAGGAUUAAAAUCCAGGCUUUAACUGCGAAAGUGAAAGCUGAUAAUUUCCCUACAUCAGAUGGGAUAAGCUAUCUUGAAGCCAAACACUUGCUGCUUCUGAAUUAUUGCCAGUCACUUGUCUAUCUUCUGCUACGCAAGGCAAAAGGAUUAUCAAUUCAGCAGCAUCCAGUUGUUAAGAGUCUUGUUGAGACAAGAUUAUUCUUAGAGAAGAUUCGUCCUAUUGAUCGGAAACUCCAAUAUCAAAUUCAAAAGCUGACAAGAUCCACGAUGACAGUUGAGAAACCAGGCUUGAAUGAGAAGGUAGCAGAUGAAACUCCGAAUGCUGAGGACACGUUAAGACUUCGCCCGAAUCCUGACUUGCUUGUUAGCAAAACAAAUACAGUGGUAAUCACAAAAGGUGAUAGUGUAUAUCAACCCCCGAAAUUCGCACCGUCUUCUAUGGAUGAAGAUAAGAUUUCGAGACAGGAGAAAAAUGCUAGGAGAAGAGAGGAAGAAAUUAUACGACAAUCAAGUAAGAGUGCUUAUGUUCGGGAGCUAAUGAAUGAUCUUGAGGGAAGACCUGAAGAGGUCAGAGAAAAUCUAGGAUCUGACAGUAGAGAAGUUAUGAAUGCUAUUGCAAAGAUGGAGGAUCGUGCACGUCGAGAAGAGGAACUUUUCACCCGAGCUCCACUCACUAAAGUUGAGAGAAAGAAGAUUAAACAUUUAAAGAAAUCUAGAAAUGGGUUGCUUGGUCUGACUGAAAGUUUAUAUGACGAGAUUAAGACUUUACCGUUGGAGGGUGACAUGGCAGAGCAACCUACAACCAGCUUUAGCAAUGCAGAUAGAAAAUUUAAGAAGCGCAAGCGAAAACACUAA